UUAUCUCUUUUCUCUCGAACAGAAAGAGAUAGAGAUAUUUCAAAGGGUGAGUUAUUUUUGAGUGGUGGGGAGACAACCCGUUGGACGAGUUGCCGUCACCGAUCACAAAUCAGUUCGUUUUCGUCUUUCGUUCACCGAGCCUAUUUGAGUUUCAAGAGUUUUUAUUUCAACGAAAAUGUGUGACAACAAAGAUCCAUUAACCAGUGGAAGUGUUGAGAAGAGAGAGGAGCAAUUCAAUGACGAAAAAAGGGGUAUUUUUACAAAUGCCUUACGUCAUGCAUUCUCAAUUUAUGAAAGCAGAUCUCUCAUUUCCGAGAAUCCUCCUGCGUUAGCAAACGCUGACGCCAUAGCGAUCGGCGAGUGUAUCGCGAACGAAACGAUUCGAAUUUUACAAGAGUACGUUAUCGUUCACGAUGAAGAUCUCAUUUCGUAUCAUGAGCCUAAUAAAGAUAAAGCAUAUAAAGCAUGUACUUUCAACAAGGAUGAAAUAGAUCCCUUUUUUAAUCUUGCGGAUUACCAAGCGACUUUACAGGAUUAUGUUCCGUUAGACUACAAGAAAGAAGCCGUUACUUACGCCAAGAUCCAUCCUAAUUAUUCAUUAGAAGUCCUUCAAGCAAGUGGUUUUUCACGGCUAGAGACAAAAGAUGAUUUGAAAGAAUGGGCUGACGACAUCGAAAAAGGAGGAACCAGGUUGGAUAAAUUAUUACAGAUUGACUCCGAGACAAUCAAAAAGUUUGAGAAAUCUCGAUCGAUCUAUGAGCAAGUGACAACGCGGACACUCCAGCUAUGGGCGACGGCCAUCGCUUUUCCGUUAUUAUCGGAAAAUUUUUCUUUCGUUGCGAGUACGAAGUGGGUGAAGUAUUUUAAAAGGAAACAUGGAAUUCGCCAGAGGAAAAUCACGAAAUUUCUCAGUAAAAAUGAGGUGGCAACCUUUGAAGAAACCGUAAAAGCAGCAGGGCGAUUUCAGACACAAGUGACUUCGGUAAUAGGAAAUUGAAGCCCAAAAUUUAUUGUACAUACCGAUCAAACGGGAUGUACAUAUAAGUCAAUGUAUAAUCGCUCAUUGGAAUUUAAGGGGGUCCUCUGUUUUGACGCCCUGAUUUUUGAGCAUAUUUUGGGAUUUUUUUGUAAAGACCAAUGAAGAGAUAGAACUUUGAACUUUUUAUCAUUUAUUUAUACAUAUUUCAAGAGUAUACAGUUAAAUUUUUAGCUAAAAAUAUUCAGUAGAAUUAAAGUUAUAGUGGUCUGAAGACACCCGCCUCGAAAAAAUGGACGCCCACUUCCUCCAUUCUAUCAGCUGAUUGGCUUAUCUGAAACAAAAAAACCAGGCGGGGUUUUAAUCUGUAUACUUGAAUACAUCGAGUGGACUA
Messenger RNA from Neodiprion virginianus, 1370 nucleotides. RefSeq lists its product as uncharacterized. The coding region runs from base 176 to 997 and encodes 273 amino acids. The record is from RefSeq and is a predicted model, not a curated record. The transcript is spliced from 2 exons. Lineage: Eukaryota; Metazoa; Arthropoda; Insecta; Hymenoptera; Diprionidae.